AGAAACAAUUCCUCGUAUGACACCACAAUAGCACUGUAUAUAAAUACAACUCAUCCCUUGCCAUUGCAUUACAUUUUCCGCCAAGACUUAAUACGGGGAACGAUGGCGAUUUCCUAUGGAAUUAUUAUUGGUGCGUGUGCUGUUUUAUGCACAGCAUUGCCCACUGAAAAGCUUCCAAUUUUGAAGGACGCGCCGAGCGAAGUCCUCUUUACGAGUGAUAAUCCUUUCGUGUUGGAAUGUAAGCUUGUUGGCGAAAACUCUAAUGGAGUCACGUUUAGCUGGAUUAAAGACGGCAGCCCAUUAACCAUUAACAGUAAAGAGAUCACCCAACGCCAGGGGGAAGGUAGCCUCGUAUUCCAGAAACCAAGCGAUAAAGUGUCUGGCACAUACCGAUGCCUCGCCACAUCCGAAGCAGGCCAAGCGUCAACCAGACCCAUUAACGUGAGAAAAGCAUACAUAAACCCUCCGAAAACGACCCUGCAGAAGCUGAAGCCGACAGACGGAAAGCCUUUCCAAAUGGACUGCGCCAUUCCAGACGCGUAUCCGAAACCGAAAAUCUCAUGGCACUACCAACUGAUAUCUGACUCCGGAGUGUCCAAUGAGGUCAUGGACCCGCGUAUGACGAUCGCCCCCGAAGGCACUUUGUACGUAACAAGCGCUGCGAAGUCGGACGCGAACAAGAACUUCAAAUAUGUCUGCGUAGCGAACACUCCCGCAGCGAAAAGUGGGGUGCCUUUAGCGGAGUAUGUGAUAGAAGAUGUCCUGGCUAAUUCGAAUCCAGAUAAUGAAGUGUACGAACUGUACACCAGUAAGGACAUGACGGUGAAGGCUGGCGAGAUGACUUACCUGUAUUGCAUCUUUGGCGGCACUCCUCUAGCCCACCCCGACUGGUUCAAAGAUGGCGUUGAUGUUAACGGUAGUCCCAACGACCGAGUCACCCGCUACAACCGCAGUAAAGGCAAGCGGCUUCUCAUUCGCGACGUCUGGCUGACUGACGCUGGAUCUUACCGCUGUGUCGCUGACAACGAGAAGGGCAAGCCGAAGGAACACACCAUGAAACUUAGUGUCGUCGCCGCCCCGAAAGCCGAUGCCAUGCCAUCUGCAGUGACAAGAGGAAAAUCAGGCAGGGAGAUUACAAUCCCAUGUCACGUUGCUGGCGUGCCAUCACCACGUCUCUAUUGGACUUACAACGCUCAACCUUUAAAAGUCAGCGACAAAAUAACAAUAAACGAAGUGACGAAAGGAAAUCUGACAGUUGCUGAUUUGACAAUCCGCGGAGCACAGACCACAGACAAGGGCUACUACGGCUGUCAUGCUGAAAACGAAUAUGGCGAACUCUAUUCGGAGACUCUGUUGGUUGUAGCUUAAAUAUUAAUACAUUUUAAGCUAUGUAUUGUUUUACAUAGAGUUCACUUUAGUUCGUAAUUUCACUUUUUAUAAAUGCUUUGGUUGAUGUCAAUAAAUUUU
Zerene cesonia (dogface butterfly) is the source of this 1467-nucleotide messenger RNA. Its product is annotated as hemolin-like. The record is from RefSeq and is a predicted model, not a curated record. Gene Ontology annotation, molecular function: cell-cell adhesion mediator activity. Gene Ontology annotation, cellular component: plasma membrane; axon. The transcript is spliced from 6 exons. Gene Ontology annotation, biological process: axon guidance; homophilic cell-cell adhesion; dendrite self-avoidance. Bases 103 to 1368 code for a protein of 421 amino acids. Lineage: Eukaryota; Metazoa; Arthropoda; Insecta; Lepidoptera; Pieridae.